This is a messenger RNA of Fonsecaea nubica, 1647 nucleotides long. RefSeq lists its product as hypothetical. The transcript has 2 exons. The record is from RefSeq and is a predicted model, not a curated record. Gene Ontology annotation, biological process: positive regulation of transcription by RNA polymerase II. NCBI's taxonomy places the organism in Eukaryota, Fungi, Ascomycota, Eurotiomycetes, Chaetothyriales, Herpotrichiellaceae. Bases 1 to 1647 code for a protein of 548 amino acids. Gene Ontology annotation, cellular component: nucleus. Gene Ontology annotation, molecular function: DNA-binding transcription factor activity, RNA polymerase II-specific; zinc ion binding; transcription cis-regulatory region binding.
AUGAGUUCCUCGCAACGGCGCGACAAGUUGGCCUGUAUCCGCACCAAGACGGGUUGUCUAACAUGCCGACGGCGCAAGAAGAAGUGCGACGAGCUGAAACCAACCUGCACUGGCUGCGCUCGCAAUUUCAUUGAAUGCCACUGGCCGCACCCGGAGGACCCCAUCCGUGACACUGGCUCCCAGAAAAGGAAGAGGGACGUCAGAGAUCUAAGGCGUAAAGAGAGACAGGCUGUAUCAAGGAGCACGAUUUCUACUGCAAGCGCACGCGAUAUACCCAGCCUACCAGGACAAAUCACUUUUAUCUUGGACAAGGCCUCACCAAAGUCACAGACAUUCGGGUCUUCUUCCUGCGCUACUCCAGAUGUUGACGCUGCGCUUCAGGACGACGCCGAGGUCGGAAACCCCGAGUCUAUCAUCUCCUGGCAACCAUUGACCGCCUCCUUUGUUAGCACCCACCGAGCUCUCCUGAUCAGUCCCAGCUCUCUUCUGUUGCUCCAACACUACUUGGAAGCCACAUCCACUUUCCUGGUGGCAAAGCCCCUGGCGGGCAACCCCUUCAUCACUCUCGUACUGCCCUUGGCGCACUCGGAUGACCUCCUCAUGCAUUCAGUGCUGGCCUUGAGCGGAACUCACCUCAGCUACCUAACCGCCGACAACUUACAUAUUCAAUUGGCCACUCGCCAGCAUUAUUCGUUGCUUCUGCAGAAUCUGCGGUGCCUGUUCGCAGACGAAUCUUCUCAUGACGAUAUUUGCAUGACCGUGCGCCUGCUGCUGGUCUUGCUUGUGUUAUGUCAUGUCGAGGCUUUCUCUGGUGAACCACACGGUGGUAUUUUUCCACACCUGCGAGCGAGCCGCGAACUCGUCCUCAAACUGCUGCAAGAGCCCCAGCGGAGACUGCAUGAUGACAUCAAGUUGGUCAAGGGAUUUGCGUUGGAAGUGUAUUUUUACCUGGUGUUGGUGAACAGCAUCACGCCCUAUGGCCGCGACAAAGCGCGUGUGCUUCCCUUUGACUCGUUCUGCUUCUCCCUGGACUUUCUCAAGGAAUACGAGACCUUUGGGGUAUUUUUCAGCUGUGUGCAAGGUCUCUUUGAGAUGAUCUCUCAGGUCUCAAUUUUGGCGAUGAAGAGACUGACAGACGAGGAGUGCUGUCUAAAGAACCCGGAAACCCAGUCGGAGUACGAGCGCUUGGUCGACACAAUCACUCAGUGGCAAUCACCCCCAGUAGCGGUCGAGAUGGAGGAAUGGGAAACGGAGCAUGUCUGGAUGGGGGAGAUAUACCGGCAAGCUCUCUUGAUCUUUGUCAAGGCAUGCAUGUGUGGUUCCGUGGUCAACAACCCCAAGGUCAUUAUUGCCAUCCAGGGUCACAUUGACGCGGCACUCCCGCUACUUGUGCCCGUAGCCCUGUCGCCCUUCGUCACCAUCAUGCUGUGGCCGAUUAUGAUCAUCGGGUCUUGCCUGAUCAGCCAAGAUCAGCGCCGAGAAUACAUGGGGAUGCUGCGGACGAAAACCCAUGUCGAUUCCUCGCAAGUGAGCGAGGCUGCAAAGCUUUUGGAGUAUUUGUGGGAGGAUCCAGAUGAGCGCGCCUUUGGACCCUUUGGGCUGCACUUUGUCAUGAGAAAACGUGACAUCAAUUUCAGCAUGGCCUGA